AUGGGCCAUGAUAAUAUUGCCAAGCUCGCGAGUCUACUCGUAAAGCUACACAGAGCUCCAUCAGGUUGGCUCUGUCUCCAUCCCCGGCUUGACCGAUCAAGCAGCAGAGGAGGAGGAGGAAACCAACGACGGAUCAAGCUCGUGAGAUCCGACGGCGUUUCAGAAGUGUACGACCGUCCCGUGGUGGUCUCAGAGCUAACAAGAGACUUCCCAAAGCACAAAAUCUGCAGAUCGGACUUGCUCUACAUCGGACAGAAGACCCCUGUUCUGUCGGAAACCGACACGCUUAAGCUCGGACUCAAUUACUUCCUCCUCCCGUCGGAUUUCUUCAGCAACGAUCUCUCGUUCCUCACCAUCGCCGCGUUGAAGUCUAGUCAAAACGGACGCGUUCCGGUGAGGACAUCCCAUCAGCAGCCUUUUCUUAUACAAAAGGGAGAGAAAGGAGAGCGUUUGCGGAUUCGAGUGUCGGAAGAUUUCAUGUCGGAGUUGAUGAUGGACGCAAGAAAAACCAGAGGAGAGGAGAAGGAAGAGGAAGAGGAAGCAGAGAGCGAAGGGAGAGUUUGUACGACGGUGAAACUGAAGAAGGAUUAUGUUCAAUUGGUUGGUCUGCGUAAAUGGAAGCCAAAGCUGGAGACGAUAACGGAGACCAAGGCGAUGAAAGCGACGGUGGAGAAGAAGAUGAAGAGAAAGAAGUUUCCUGUGAUGAAGAAGAGAUCAUCCAAAGAGUCUCAGACUGAUUCUUGUGCCAAGCGUAAGCUUCAAUCCAAAUUCAAGUCCUCCAAAACUAAAAAAACUAUUCCGAGAAAAUAG
Messenger RNA from Microthlaspi erraticum, 810 nucleotides. NCBI's taxonomy places the organism in Eukaryota, Viridiplantae, Streptophyta, Magnoliopsida, Brassicales, Brassicaceae. The record is from the annotation of a GenBank genome assembly.